AUGAAAGCCGUAUUCGAACAUGCAAAUCGGAAAACUACUGUAUUUGGUGAUGAUUAUGCUACAAUAAUCGACAAAAUUCGUGAAUUAUUUCCUGAAGAAACUUCUCGUGUUAUUGAAUUUUAUGAUCCAGAAUUAUGUGAUUAUUUUGAUUUUACAUCUUUCGAGCAAAUUAAAGAUCACCCCAAUGGUUUAAAGAUGCGUUUUGAUACAUCAUUAGUAUCAGAUUUACUGUCACUUGACACCCAUGCACCAUCAGUAAUUAAUGACAAUCAAAAUUCUCAACGAAAUACAAAUGCUAAAAUAAAUAAUUGUACUAAACGGUCUAGAAAAAAAUCGACUGUUGCAGAACGUAUCGAACCACCAUCAUUACCAGUUUAUGGUGAUAUUAUUACUCAAGGUCUACAGUCUCGAGAAUCGUUUCAAUCGAUACAACAAGAGUUUUUACAUAAAACGUCUUCAUAUUUCCUACAAGAAUAUCCAAAUUGCACUUCGAGAAAAGCUCAUCAUGCAUUUAUUAUGGCACUAAUACAACAAUAUCCGGCUUUAAAUUAUUUAGACAAAAAUAUUGAUGGUAUUGAUGGAAAAGCUCCUUAUCAUACAAUAUCUCGUCUUCUUUCUCGAAAGAAAAGAAAUAUGAGAUAUUCAAAAAAUCAUCCAGCACCAAAACGAGCACGACAAAACACAAGUAGUUCCACGUUCAAUGAUAAAGUCAUCGAAAAUGUAAUUAUCGAAGAAAAUCCAACUGUUGCAAUUGAAAAAAAUAUUGUAUUUGAAUCUAAUCAAAAUGGUGAGCAUUUUCUCAAAUGCAUUGAAUAUGUUAAUAUGAUUUAUCUUUUAUGUUUAGUUUUGGUCAAUGGAUGUUCGACAGAAGAAUCGUUGAAUGAAUCGAACAUUAGUCAAACAAUAGGUUCACCAUCUGUUCAAUUAGAAAAAUCAGUCACAACACCAUCAUCACCAAAUACAUGUAUUACGUCACGCAUAGUAACAAAAACUAACAGACAAGCCACCGUGGUUUCAGUAACUUCAUCACGUACAUCAAAUUCACCAAAUCAAUCAUCUUCUACAACUUCAUCGAUCAUCAAUGUACCAUCUGUUUCAAGUAAACCGGUUAUCAUCAAACCUGCAACUAUUACAAAUACACCAGCUAAUUUUAUAUAUCAUAAUGGUCGUUUACAAGUAAAUUCAUAAAAAGAAAAUGAUACAGGUCCUCCAGUAACUAUAGCUGAAGAACCAACUAAUGUUUUAAAAGAGUCUAAUGUCAAUAAUAUCGUUUCAUCAUCAACUACAAAUAAAGAUGACCACAGAUGGUUCCUAAAAUUAUCAAAUUCAGAAAUAAGUUCAUAUAAUAAAGAUGUUGCUCGUCUUCGUACCAUUGUCAAACUAAAGAAUAAAGCAGCAAAAAAUAUCUCCAGUGUUGAAAUUCAUGUACUCAUACGUAAUACACAUUUUAUUCGACGUCAAAAGUUAUUAGAAAAAGAAAAAGAUGAUUUUCAACUUGUAUAUGAAUAUAUGUUAUUGAAAAAUCGAACAUUAACAUUUGAAGAAUUACAAGCUGAAGUUCGUAUCACACUUGAUAAUUAUAUCGAAAAAUAUGCUUUACAAAAACAUGAAAAAAUGAGUGAAAUUGACUUCGUAAUAAUGAGUUCAUUAUGUAAAGAUGCUGGUGAAGAAAAUCUAAUUUUCAAAAAUGUUUUAUGUAAUCCAGAUCAAAUUAUUGGAAUUCUUAUAACUUCGUCAUCAACAAAUGAGUUCGAAAAAGCAUUUAUGUUUAUCCGGAACUUACCUUUCAAAAUCUAUUUAUCAAUUGAUGGUGGUGGUUUACAGAGCGUUCUUGCAAUUUUAAUAACAGUGUACAUUAACUUAAAUGCUCAACCUGAUCAUGCAGUGUUACGAAUGUUACUUGAAUCAUGUAAUAAAAAAAAGUAA
Messenger RNA from Rotaria sp. Silwood2, 1926 nucleotides. NCBI's taxonomy places the organism in Eukaryota, Metazoa, Rotifera, Eurotatoria, Philodinida, Philodinidae. The record is from the annotation of a GenBank genome assembly.